GCACAGCGCCGCACAUCGACGGAAUAGAGCGAGACCGGACGUGAGAGAGAACGAGGCAGACUCGUUCGCGUUCCGCCGAGGUGGUGCAGUUUUCCAGUGUCGCGUAGAGUGUAGUGUUUUUCUUCCUUUCCCACGUUUCCGAGCAUCGAGUGUUGUGUGCAUCACGGUGAGGCAAAGCAGACCCAUCCCCCAUGAUCGAGGAGUGCAUUUAGUGCAAGGACUGAACACACCUGGGAGCGAUUGAAAAGCACGUCCCAAGACCCCUCCAACUAAAAUCACUCGCCUAACCUUUCCCCUGCCCACCUUAUCCUGCCUCUUAUCCUUCCCCUCUCCCUGUAAAUCUCAAGAAGAGCUUUCGUUUGGAUCACAGGACCCGUGACUUCAUUAUGGACAGUAUGGAUUCGAAACCAGUUUUGAACGAUGACCCCUCGGUCACUCUGACCAUCCGCCUGAUUAUGCAGGGCAAGGAGGUUGGAAGCAUCAUUGGGAAGAAAGGAGAGAUCGUCAAGAGGUUCCGCGAAGAGUCCGGCGCGAAGAUCAACAUCUCCGACGGUUCAUGCCCGGAGCGAAUAGUGACAGUGACCGGACCGACGAACUCAAUCUUCAAAGCGUUCACGCUGAUCUGCAAAAAAUUCGAGGAGUGGUGUUCCCAGUUCCACGACAUCCAGGGAAGCGGCGGUGUACCCAGGCCACCCAUCACUCUCAGGUUGAUCGUCCCAGCAUCGCAGUGCGGCUCUCUGAUCGGCAAAGGUGGCUCGAAGAUCAAGGAGAUCCGCGAGGUGACCGGUGCCUCGAUCCAGGUCGCCUCUGACAUGCUGCCUAAUUCGACAGAACGCGCAGUCACCAUAUCCGGUACCAGCGAGGCCAUUACACAAUGCAUAUAUCACAUCUGUUGUGUUAUGCUAGAGUCCCCUCCCAAAGGCGCCACGAUCCCUUAUCGCCCCAAACCCCAAGUUGGUGGGCCAGUGAUCCUGGCUGGUGGGCAAGCCUACACCAUCCAGGGUAAUUACGCGGUGCCCGCCCACUCGGACGUAAGUACAGUAUUGCCAUUGCCCGCGCCCGCUGCCGGGCCCACCCCGCCCUCGCUGAACACCCAAACUUUGACGACUUCGCCCUUCGCGGCCCACCCUUCCUCCUCGGCCUUCGCCGCUUCUCACGGGCAUCCGCUCCUAUCCACGGCCCACCUUACAACCCCACAUCAUCCUCUCCACCCGAGCCCCUUACACGCCAGCGUGGCAGGCCUCGCCGACCCCCUGCUGAAGAGUGGACACUUGCAGGCAGCCCUCCCGCCCGCACACCUCGUGGCAGACGCCAUGGGCAAGCUUGGUAGCAAUCCAUUGGCCGGACUCGCGGCUCUUGGCCUCGGAGGCCUUGCCACACCUGCCAAUACAGGUGGAUUGAAUCCAGCAGCAUUAGCGGCACUGGCUGGUAGUCAGCUACGUACUAGCAACACGAACAGGCAACAGCCAGCGGCGAACAAUCAGACGCACGAGAUGACCGUGCCAAACGAGCUGAUCGGCUGCAUCAUCGGCAAGGGUGGUACCAAGAUCGCUGAGAUCCGUCAGAUCUCCGGCGCUAUGAUCAGAAUCAGCAACUGCGAGGAGAGGGAGGGUGGCGCCACGGAUCGUACGAUCACCAUCACCGGAAAUCCGGACGCUGUGGCACUGGCACAGUAUCUCAUCAGCAUGAGUGUUGAACUGCAGAAAGCUAACCUAGAGGCCCAAAAUACCCAAACCCCUGGCAGCGGUACCACUCCCGGGGCAUCCGGGGCCAGUGCUUCUCCCUCUACUACCACUACCACUGCCUCUCCCUUGGCCAGCGCCAUUCCUUUGGCUCAGCUGCUAAGCAAGCCAGGCGCCCUCAACGCCCUAUCUAGCCUCACCGCCCUCGGCGGACUCACGGAAUUGCUAGGUGGCGCUGCUGGUGCGGCUGCAUCCGCUCUUCCGGUCCAGACAACCGGCGUUCACCGGUCGCACAAGUUCACGCCGAGGCUACGUAGCCCUGGCGCACCCGGGCCCACCGAGAGCGGCAAAUUCAAAUCCGAGCGCACCAAGUACAACCCGUACUGAGCCACCGACCACGAAGAAACGAAGGAGAGACGCGAGAUCAGGGAGAUCGUUACACGUACACGCAUUACUCAUCACAAUGACCAUUACAGCCAAUGCCACGAUUUCCACCAAUACCACAACCACCACUAUCAUACACACACGGAACACGAGAUUUACAUCGGAGAAAAGUGCGUACGGACGCCAGGGUAGCGCGAGUCCUGAUCAAGACUUGGCUAAGGAUCGGACCAACACGAUAGUUUCAGAACGGACUACCAGCGAUCAUAGCGAUGAUGAUGCGUGAUGCAUAGGGUAAGACGCGCGACGACCGUGCCACUUGCGUCCUACAAUUGCUGGUCGCGGCAUCGACCUUCGUGUUUUUCUGUCGUUUUUUUUCUUUUUUUUUUUUAUAUAUAUAUAUACAUAGUCUUCUUCUUCUUUUCUUUUUCUUUUUCCUUCCUCUUUUUUUUUUUUUUUUUUUUUUUUUGUAUA
Messenger RNA from Bombus pascuorum, 2537 nucleotides. It is a transcript of the gene mub, whose product is annotated as poly(rC)-binding protein 3. The coding region runs from base 387 to 2069 and encodes 560 amino acids. The transcript is spliced from 8 exons. Gene Ontology annotation, biological process: regulation of gene expression; regulation of RNA metabolic process. Gene Ontology annotation, cellular component: nucleus; cytoplasm. Gene Ontology annotation, molecular function: mRNA binding. NCBI's taxonomy places the organism in Eukaryota, Metazoa, Arthropoda, Insecta, Hymenoptera, Apidae. The record is from RefSeq and is a predicted model, not a curated record.